Pseudogymnoascus destructans is the source of this 1669-nucleotide messenger RNA. RefSeq lists its product as uncharacterized. Gene Ontology annotation, cellular component: trans-Golgi network. NCBI's taxonomy places the organism in Eukaryota, Fungi, Ascomycota, Leotiomycetes, Thelebolales, Thelebolaceae. The record is from RefSeq and is a predicted model, not a curated record. Gene Ontology annotation, molecular function: serine-type carboxypeptidase activity. Gene Ontology annotation, biological process: apoptotic process; proteolysis. Bases 455 to 1537 code for a protein of 360 amino acids. The transcript is spliced from 2 exons.
CAAAUUCCUGAAAUAAGAAAAUAAAUAAUCAGCCGCUGACUUGUACGUAGAAUACUUGGUGAAGUCUCUGCCUAAAGUCAACUUCAAAAUUCCAAAAUCAUGGGCUGGCAGUCUGAAGGUCGGUUCAGGUUUCGGCACCAACUCCCUUUUUUUCUGGCUAUGGGAGGCCGAGACCCAGCAGGGCAAGAAUGACCUCAUUAUCUGGUUUAAUGGAGGCCCAGCGUGCAGCUCUUUGCUUGGACUCUUCAAAAUUCAUGGCCCGGUCACGUUUCCCAGGACGGCCACAAAGCCGCAGCGCAACCCCUAUUCGUGGACCAGAGCGGCAAAUGUCGUGUACGUCGACCAGCCCAUUGGGACAGGCUUUAGUUCUGGCACAUCUAACAACACGGAUAAUGAACACAAUACUGCUGCUGUUGUGAAAUGGCUUGACUCCUUCUUCAAUGUAUUCCCGGAGAUGCGGUCCAAGAAGAUCCAUCUGAUGGGUGAGAGCUACGCGGGCAUAUUUCUCCCAUAUAUCGCCGAGGAGAUCCAGGCGCAGAAGUCGACUUUGAAGGCAUAUCUCUCCUCUCUCAGUCUGGGAGAUGCGUUAUGGGGAAACUGGGCAGCGAUGAACAACGUAGCCGCAUUCGCAUACAUUGACGCACACCGAUCGAACUUCGGAACCAAUAUUGCCUCCAACAUGUAUGAUGUGCUCAAACAAGGCGAUAAAGACUGCGGCUUCCCCGCUGUACGCGCCCAAAUCAAAUAUCCCCCCUCCGGCCCCAUCCGCAUCCCUGGCAACCCAUCUGGCGGGAACUUCAAACGCGACUUUCCCGUACCGCCCGGCUACAUUCCUGAUAACUGCGACUUCGGUGGCGGCGGCACCGACACCCCCGAGCGCCUUGCCUACAUCAUGGACCACACUGGUAAUGACUGCUACGGCGUCUGCGACCCUUCUGACGCAGCAUACAACUACUAUUCCUCUCCCACCUUAAACCGCGACUUCUUAGCCUACAACAUCAACGAGCACGGCUACGCUGGCCUCUACUGCGACGGUUCUUAUAUCGCCUACCUCAACCGUGCCGACGUCCAAGCCGCCAUCCACGCUCCCCGCAUUGACUUCAGCGCCUGCAACGGUGUCCUCUCCCGCACGCUCACCACAAACGACAGAAAAUAUCACCCCCAGCCAGCCGCCUACACCAUCGUCCCCAACCUCAUCUCCCAAGGUGUCAAGGUCCACAUCUUCAACGGCGUCCUCGACUACGUGAUACCGCACAUAGGCCAGGAACUAGUACUCCAGAACACGACCUGGGCCGGGUCCCAAGGCUUCUCGCGCCCUCCGACCAGCGACGUGUUGCGCAAUUCCAAGGGACAACAAGUCAGCCAAGGGCGCGAGGAGAGGGGGCUGAGUUACUAUACUUUUCACAAUGCCGGACAUCGUGUUGCGCAAGAUGAGCCGGAGGGGGCGCUGCAGUGGUUGAUGAAGGUUGUUGUUAAGGGGUCGAACGUCGGCCUGAUCGUAGGGAUUGGUGGGGUUUACGGAGGGGAGGGGUGGUAACUUGGUUAUUGAUGUUGUUGCAUACUGUCAUUUUCGUCUCUAAGUCUUUCUAAAUAUGGUAAGGAUGCUAUCCAUUUAAUCUUCAAUAGUGAUUGUUGAGCAAUCACCACAGUAGUUUGGCAAAACACGAAG